AUGAAUCACUCGUCAGUCACACAUUUGGUCGAAUUCUGCGGUAACACAAUAGAAACAACAGUAACACAUAAAGCUUCAGUGGCUGAUGAUUGGGUGCGAAACAUCAGGUCCAAGUCCAAUGGUCCAAAGAUCAUAUUCGGAUUCGACUGCAAAUAUAAUCCUCAUCCAAUCGAGUCAAUGAGCAACAAAGUCGCACUCAUACAACUAUGUGUUGAGACAAAGUGUCUUAUACUCCAACUAUCAUACAUGUACAAUAUUCCCCAGUCCAUUUGGAAUUUGUUGUCCGACUCUAAUAAUACUUUCGUUGGAGUUCAAAUUGAAGAAACUGCGAAGAAACUAAGGAAUGAAUAUGGGAUAAGUUUUUGUCGAUCCCUUGAUUUACGUUCAUUGGUGAAGACAUGGUUUCCCAUAAGCUAUAAAGGAAGGCCUAGUUUAAAGGCUUUGGCAUAUGGAGUUGCAGGGUUGGGAAUGAGAAGAAACAGCAAGAAAAUUUGGAGUUCUGACUGGGAAUUUAGGGUUCUUGACGAGGAUAUGGUUCAGUGUGCUUGUGUUGAUGCUUAUGCAUCUUACAGAAUUGCUCACAUGUUGUUGAAAGAGAUGUAG
Messenger RNA from Fraxinus pennsylvanica, 603 nucleotides. The record is from the annotation of a GenBank genome assembly. NCBI's taxonomy places the organism in Eukaryota, Viridiplantae, Streptophyta, Magnoliopsida, Lamiales, Oleaceae.